CACUGGUAACGCUCCUUCUCUGGAGUCACUUCAGGUUUCAGCUCACGAUGAACAGACUGGUGUGGUUUUGUUUUUCCUCGGCUGCUCUUCUUGCCGCUGUGACGAGUGUGUCUCCUCCACCAUGUGACAGUGAGAUAUAUUGCACUGGGCCCGUUUUGCAUCAAGUCCAGAUGGCUAAACUGUUCGAUGACGACAAAUACUUUGUUGACAUGAAGCUGAAGGCGAAACCCGAUGUUGUUUUGUCGGCUUUUCGAAACCUUUCAAACCAAAUGCCAAACGGGACCGUGCCGCCCGCCAGGCUGCGGGAGUUCCUCGCUGAGAACUUUGAGAAACCGGGGUCAGAGUUCGAGCCGUGGACGCCGCCGGACUGGCACGACAAGCCAAAGUUCCUGGAAAGAAUCGCUGACCUGAAACUACGUGAGUGGGCAGGAGAGAUUCAUCAUCUAUGGAAGUCUCUGGGCAGAAAGAUCUCCUCCGGUGUUAGAGAUCACCCCGAGCUCUACUCGCAGAUUCACCUCCCACAUCCCUUCGUUGUGCCUGGAGGCCGCUUCAGGGAACUCUACUACUGGGACUCCUACUGGGUCGUCAACGGCCUCCUGCUGUCGGAGAUGACAGACACGGCCUCCGGGAUGAUUCGAAACUUCCUCUACCUUGUUAACAGAUAUGGCUUUGUUCCAAACGGUGGGCGGAUUUACUAUGAAAAGCGCAGUCAGCCUCCAUUCCUCACUCUAAUGGUGGAGAGCUACUAUCAAGCCACCAAGGAUAAAGAUUUCCUCAGGGAGGCUUUACCGGCUCUGGAGCAGGAGUACAGCUUCUGGAUGCAGAACCGCUCUGUGGCCGUGAAGGUGGACGGGGUCGAGCACCUGCUGAACCGGUACCACGUGGAGGUGGGCCGGCCACGACCUGAGUCGUACACAGACGACCUGGAAUUAGCUGAAGGACUCAGUGACGGUGAUAAAGAGCAGCUGUGGAUGGAUCUGAAAGCCGGGGCAGAGUCUGGAUGGGACUUCUCCUCCCGCUGGUACAUCGGGGGUGAAGGCCUCAGAGACGCCCGCACCAGCCUCAUCCUCCCCCCCGACCUCAACGCUCUGCUGUGCCUCAACGAGAGAACUCUGGCUUCCUUCCACCGGCUCCUGGGUGACGGUGACUCAGCCGCUCGGUACGACCAGGCCGCGGCCCGCAGACAGGGGGCGAUGGAGGCGCUGCUGUGGGAUGCUGAGAGGGGAGCCUGGUUCGACUACAGCCUGGUGACGCACUCCAGACACGUGGAGUUUCACCCCUCCAACCUGUCGCCUGUUUGGGCACGGUGCUAUUCUCGGCCCGAGAUGGGGGAGAGGGCGGUGCAGUAUCUGAAGGCGAGUGGUGCUCUUCGGUUCCCCAACGGAGUCCCCACGUCCCUGAGCGAGUCCGGGCAGCAGUGGGACUUUCCCAACGCAUGGCCGCCGCUGCAGCACAUGCUCAUCAGUGGUUUGUCCGAACUGCUGUCAGACGACGCUCAGCAGCUGGCGGUGGAUUUGGCCCAGCGCUGGAUCAGGAGCAACUGGGAGGCCUACAUGAAGUACGACGCCAUGUUUGAGAAGUACGACGUGAACGGAGAUGGCAAACCCGGCGGUGGAGGAGAAUAUGAAGUUCAGCUGGGUUUCGGUUGGACCAACGGCGUGGCCCUGCAGCUCCUGGAUCAGUACGGGGCGGAGCUCACCUCAGGAAGCCGGCAGGUGUCAGCUGGCGUCCUGCUGCCUCUGGUCAUCUGCGCCGCUCUCGUGCUCCGGUGA
This is a messenger RNA of Pleuronectes platessa (European plaice), 1772 nucleotides long. It is a transcript of the gene treh, whose product is annotated as trehalase (brush-border membrane glycoprotein). Gene Ontology annotation, biological process: trehalose catabolic process. The transcript is spliced from 15 exons. NCBI's taxonomy places the organism in Eukaryota, Metazoa, Chordata, Actinopteri, Pleuronectiformes, Pleuronectidae. The record is from RefSeq and is a predicted model, not a curated record. Gene Ontology annotation, molecular function: alpha,alpha-trehalase activity. The coding region runs from base 48 to 1772 and encodes 574 amino acids.